This is a messenger RNA of Cyclocybe aegerita, 1539 nucleotides long. Lineage: Eukaryota; Fungi; Basidiomycota; Agaricomycetes; Agaricales; Hemipholiotaceae. The record is from the annotation of a GenBank genome assembly.
AUGGACCCCAACCAACUUACCCCUGUUCCUGGCAACCCUAACAUCCGAUAUGACAGGUUUGGGUGGCCAUAUGUCCAAGAUGUCUCUGGUCAUUGGGUUCAGUUAUACGCGCCAACCAUGGUGACUUCUCAGUCUGUCCCUACUGCAACUCAUGGAUUUCCUGCUGUGUCCCAGAACGAAACUGCCCCGACUCACCCCCAUAAUAACAUGGAGGAUGGUCCAAACCAACUGCUUUCUGAGGCUCUUGUGAUUGUUACAUCCACUCGAGCCCCGACAGCCGGCCCUUCUACUGCAGUGAUCGAUCCGGCGCUUUUACCUCUUCCUGAGGUCUUGGACGACGACCUCUCUGACCCGGUCACAAUUGUGAAGUCCCGGGGCCAUGCCGCUGCGAAGAAGGUCGCUGGAUCACGUCAGAAGGGCAAGGGCAAACAGCGCGCUGUACUAACCAAGUCUCGCAAUAAGGGAAAGGAGAAGGCCACCGCUCGCAAGCGCAGGCAUGCCUCGGAUGAUGAAGAAGUUGAGGUAGUAGCCAAGCGUGGCCGUCCCAAGGGUGCUGGCAACUACACUGCAGACGAGGUUGAUGCCCUCCUUGACUUUGUCGAGGAGGAGCUCCCUCUUGGCCAACGCGGGUGGCAGUCCAUCCACUGUGGUUUCACUCGCUGGGCUCGUCGUAACGAUGCUGCUGAACGCACGUUAAAGUCUCUGGAGACCAAGUUCAAACAGCUUGUUAAGACCACGAAGCCCACUGGUGAUGCCUAUUGUCCCCUGGACGUCAAACGAGCACACAAGAUUGACGGGCGUAUCAACGAGAGGGCUGCCACCCGCAAUCUCAACGACUCCGACUUCGAUGAUGCUGCUCAGUUGACUGGUGGAUCUGAAGAUGACGAUGACGAUGCCGACGACAUCCCAGAGGCGCCAAAGAAAUCGAGGAAGGCGGCAUCCGCUGGCAACUGUGAUAUCCAGAAUGCUAUCAUCCGCCACCUGACCCCGCUGUCCAGCGCCGCUCUCGGUCAAACAAUGUCGACCUCAUCGGAAAGCUUGCCAAUGCCUUUGAUCCGAGUGUCCAACAAGCUCCAACUUCGAGAUGCCAACCUUACCAUUGAGUCGCUCCGCUCCCAGCUCUCUACUCUCCAGACCCAGGUUCAUGAGGCCCAGAGGAGCUGCCACAAUGGGUAUGUCAAGCGCUCGAAGUCCACAAAGCAUUCAGUCCAGCGUGUCCAGGGAAAGAUGCGUUGCGAGGAGAGGUACCCGGAGGGAGGUAUACACAUGUACUGGGUCACGGAUCCCUCCUCUACCUCGGGUGAGAGUGAUAAGGAGAACGAGGACCCCAAUUUCUUCCGUCGCCGCUGUGACAUUGACUAUAGAGACCAGCCUUCGUCAUCGUCGUCGUCAGGCCAUCACUUUGGCAUAGAGUUGCAAGCUUUGACUACUUCCCAGCCCAAUGCUGCCACUGCCACAGCUGGCAAGGACCAAGAUGGUGAGGAGGGUGACAAUGACGAUAUAUACAUCAAGGAUGCUGAUGGGCCCAAGGACGAGUAG